CUCUCUCUCUCUUUCUCCCUCUCUCUCUCUCCUGCUCUGCCUCCUCUCCAGUAUUGUUCUCGGUUGCCGUGAGAGGCAGAACACACACACACAGGCGGCAGGAUGUCGAUCGUCAGCAUCGUUGCCAGGGAGAUCUUGGACUCCCGGGGAAACCCCACUGUUGAAGUGGACCUUUGCACGGAGAAAGGUCUGUUCAGGGCUGCGGUGCCCAGCGGAGCAUCCACAGGGAUCUACGAGGCUCUGGAGCUCCGCGAUGGAGACAAGAGCCGCUACAAGGGCAAAGGAGUUUUGAAGGCGGUCGGGCACAUCAACGAUACUCUGGGUCCCGCCCUUAUAGCCUCCGGCAUCAGCGUGGUGGAGCAGGAGCAGCUGGACAACACGAUGAUCGAGAUGGACGGAACAGAAAACAAAUCUCAGUUUGGGGCCAACGCCAUCCUGGGAGUGUCUCUAGCCAUCUGUAAGGCCGGUGCGGCAGAGAAAGACGUCCCCCUGUACCGCCACAUAGCCGACCUGGCCGGAAACACAGAGCUGGUGCUGCCGGUUCCUGCCUUUAAUGUGAUAAAUGGAGGAUCUCAUGCAGGCAACAAACUGGCCAUGCAGGAGUUCAUGGUUCUUCCUGUUGGAGCCGAGUCUUUCAAGGAGGCGCUGAGGAUAGGAUCGGAGCUGUACCACACUCUGAAGGGGGUGAUCCAGGAGAAAUACGGCCAGGACGCCACCAACGUGGGAGACGAGGGAGGAUUUGCUCCCAACAUCCUGGAGAACAGUGAGGCUCUGGAUCUGCUGCAGACGGCCAUAGAGAAGGCCGGCUUCACGGACAAGGUGGUGGUCGGGAUGGACGUGGCCGCCUCCGAGUUUUACCGUGAUGGGAAAUACGACCUGGACUUCAAAUCCCCACCGGAUCCAGAGAGACACAUCUCUGGAGAGGAGCUGGCUGACAUCUACCAGGGCUUCGUCAACAACUACCCAGUGGUGUCCAUCGAGGACCCGUUCGACCAGGACGACUGGGAGGCCUGGUCCCGUCUGACGGCCCAGGUGGGGAUCCAGGUGGUGGGGGACGACCUGACGGUGACCAACCCGAAGAGGAUAGAGAAAGCUGCCGAGGAGCGAGCCUGUAACUGCCUGCUACUCAAAGUCAACCAGAUCGGCUCCGUCACCGAGGCCAUACAGGCGUGUAAACUGGCUCAGGCCAACGGUUGGGGUGUGAUGGUCAGCCAUCGUUCAGGAGAGACAGAGGACACCUUCAUCGCCGACCUGGUGGUGGGACUCUGCACUGGACAGAUUAAGACCGGCGCCCCCUGCAGAUCCGAGAGGCUGGCCAAGUACAACCAGCUGAUGAGGAUUGAGGAGGAGUUGGGCGACCAGGCUCGCUUUGCAGGCCAUAACUUCAGGAACCCCAGCGCCCUGUGAAACUGACAGAUGAAUGACUCACACACACACACACACACAUACACACACACAUCUAAACUGACAGACAUGCCAAACAUGGGAACGAGCCAUGCACUAUGAAAUAUCACACAUUCAUGAAAAAACACAGGAGCAAAAGAGCCAAGCAAAAAAUGCUUAAAGAUUAAAUAAAUUAUGCACUGGACUUAUAGGUGAUGAUGCUGUAUGCACACACACACACACACACACACACACACACACACACACACACAGAUAGAGUAUGCAGAUGCAACACGUGCUCACGCACAUGCAGCGGAAUACCAUCAAAAUA
Anarrhichthys ocellatus (wolf-eel) is the source of this 1714-nucleotide messenger RNA. Its product is annotated as gamma-enolase. The transcript has 13 exons. Gene Ontology annotation, cellular component: phosphopyruvate hydratase complex. NCBI's taxonomy places the organism in Eukaryota, Metazoa, Chordata, Actinopteri, Perciformes, Anarhichadidae. Gene Ontology annotation, biological process: glycolytic process. The record is from RefSeq and is a predicted model, not a curated record. The coding region runs from base 103 to 1407 and encodes 434 amino acids. Gene Ontology annotation, molecular function: phosphopyruvate hydratase activity; magnesium ion binding.